Messenger RNA from Paramecium tetraurelia, 2091 nucleotides. RefSeq lists its product as uncharacterized. Lineage: Eukaryota; Ciliophora; Oligohymenophorea; Peniculida; Parameciidae. The transcript has a single exon. The record is from RefSeq and is a predicted model, not a curated record. Gene Ontology annotation, cellular component: cytosolic [4Fe-4S] assembly targeting complex. Gene Ontology annotation, molecular function: protein binding. Gene Ontology annotation, biological process: iron-sulfur cluster assembly.
AUGUUUUCAGAUUAUAAUACAGAAGAGCAAGAUACAUGUAACAUUGAGUAGAACCUUAAGUAAAAAUGGUUGCCUCUCUAUUAAAAGGAUACUCAACUUGCAAUGAAGAUAUUAAUUGCUCUUAAAAGCGAUAUUCAAAAAUAGAUGUCCUCUUUUAUUCAAUCAUCGAUAGAUUAUAUGAAAAGUUUAGAUGAUUAAGUCUAAGAGUUGUAACUAAAAUCAAAUUAAAUUGGAUCAUUACUUUAUUAACUGCCUUCCCAAGUCUAUAACAACCCUAAUCAAUUAAAUUUAUUAAUAUCUGAAUCAUUAGUGGAUGGAGAAAGGAUUAAGGAAUUUUUGAAGAUUAAAUUAAGGAAUUUUGUAGAUUCUGACAAUUUAAUUAACUUUAUUCAGAAAAUUCAAUAAAUUAAGUUCGACGAUUCAAUCAGAAUUUUUAAUAGAAUAUUUUAACCUCAAUAAAAUUAAAAAGAUGGAAACUGGACUUGUAACCAACAUAAUGAAAGGAUAAGAUAUGUAUAAUUAAAUGAGGAAGUUUCAAAUAAGAUAGCUUGUGAAUACUGUAGAUAAGAUAAUAAAUAUGGAUAAUACAUUACCUUAUAAAGUUUGAAAAAUAGGUGGAAUGAAUAUAUUCUAGAAACUGCAAAGUCUUUUAAUUUGGUCCAGAACAAAUUGGUAUCAAAAUCAAACAUCAUUUCCUAAACAAUUAGCUCAUUACAAUUACACUUCCAAAAGUUAAUUGAUUAAAUCAAUUAAUAAUUGAAUAAUCAAUCCACUAUUGAACUAAAUAAAUUACUGAAUAUUAAAAAUAAAAAUAAUAUAUUAUAUUAAUUCAGUAAUACUUUAGAAAAUGAUUAAUUUCACCAAUAGUUUUAAUUAAUGCAAUAUGAUUGGUCUGAAUUCUCAACAGGUUAGUUAGGGGAUGUAGCUUACAUCUGCAGGUAGAAAAAUUAGAUUGAAUAAAUUGAAUAAGAGUCGAUAUAUAAGGACAUCUAGAUAACAAAUAUGUUGAAUUAAUCAAAAUGUUUUACCAAUAUGAUGAUUAUCCAAUUUGAAUCAUUCCUGAAAUAUUGGAAUAAGCCAUAAAUCAAUUACAAUCAAAAUAGUGAGAUCGUUGAAUCUGGAAAUUAAGCAGUUCCUUUGAAUUAUUAGUUACUGGAGUAAUAUAAUGUGAAAGAAGAAAAAUGUUUAUCAUUUGCUUUCAAUAGUGACUCCAGUAUUUUGGUUGUUGGAUGCAAUUGUUUUAUUAAGGUAUUUGAAUUUAAACAAGGCCAAUUAACACUAAGAUAAAUAUUAAACGACCAUAAAGAUUAUGUGAGAUGUUUAUACUUUAUGAAUAGGACCAAUUAAUUUAUAUCAGGUUGCAAUGACUGUAAGAUCAUGAUAUGGUCUUGUGAUAGUAACAACCUUUGGUAUUGCUCAUAAGUGUUGGAAGGACAUACUGAUUAUGUAAGGGCUGGAGUAAUCAUGAAUAAUAGAGAAGACUUGAUUAUCUCUGGUUGCGAUGAUCGUUCCAUAAGAUUCUGGUCUAAGAAAGAUAGUCAAUGGCAUUGCAAAUAAAUACUUAAUGGUCAUUCUGCCGAAGUUCGUAGCUUAAGUUUAAACCCUUCUUCAACGUAACUUAUUUCUUGUUCAACUGGAACUGAGAUCUUUUUGACUUAAUAUCAUCAAAAUAGGAAAUAGUGGUGUAUAAUUUAGAUUAUACCGACAAAUAAAUGUGGAUAUAGUUUAAAAUUUAUUAAGGAUGAUUUAUUCACUUUCUAACCUUUUGAUUAAGAAAUUCUUUAGAUAUAUAAGAGAGAAUAAGAAUAAUAAAACUUCUAAAUAAUCUAAGAACUUAAAGUAAACUCAAAAGAUAAUAGGUUGGAUUUCUUUUCGUAGUAACUAAUUGAAGAAAAGUCUAUUCUACUCCACAAAAAUGGAAACACAAUUAACAUUAUUUAAAUCAACUAGAAAAAUAAUGAAUUUUCUGUUGUGUAAUCAAUUUAAAGUUCAGAUGUCUAUCUAUAUGGUUCUAUGACUAGAGAUGGUAAAUAUCUAGUUACAUGGGACAACGAAAGUAGAAGCAUCAGAGUAAGAAAAUAUCAAUAAUGA